AUGGCCAAGUUUGUGCAUGCGCUGCUCGCGGCCCUCGCGCGCGCGCGCAUCCCGGGGUGCACGCCGCAAUUGCCGCUGCCUACCGUGAUCCACAUCCCGAAAACGGGCGGCACCCAGGCCGCCGGCGGCGUCCUCAAGUACGACGCGAACCACGGGCACGACGUGGCGUUCCCGCUGCCGCUGCUCCUCGGCGGGCGCACCUGCAAUUGGCACCACAUCCCGCCGCGCUACUUCAACGCGAGCGGCGGCGCGGCGACGAACCCCUACCACGGUCGGCGGACCGUGUGCUUCGUCCGCGAGCCGAUCUCCCGUUGGAUCUCCCAGUGGGGCUACAAGAGCCAGGUCUCGCGGCAGCACCCGUCGAGCGCCCACGCGCUCAACGCGUACACGCGCCAGUGGCUCGGGGACCUAGUGAUCGAGAGGCGCCGCGACGGCGACUUCUCCGCGGCGCUCGCGCGGCGCGCCGCGGCGUCGUUCGCGCCGUCGGCCUACGCGGGGCCGGAGCGGCCGCAGAAGUCGGUCAUGGACUUCGGCCUGCGCAACCUGGACCCCGGCACGCUCGCCUGGGACCCCCAGUACGACUGCCACCUCAUCCCGCAAUCGACGUACGUCUGGGACGCGGAGGGCCGGCGGACGUGCGACGAGAUCCUCCGGACCUCCAACAUCACGAACGAGCUCCGCCGGUUCAAGGCCCUCGCCUGCAAGGAGCCCCCGGCGCCCCACGGACGCCGGCUCCGGUCGCCCCUCGACCCGGUGACGCGGCCGCAGCACGCGACGACCAUGGGCAGCGACCGCUACGACCGCCACGACGGCGAGCGGAGCCCCUUUAUGGUGGUGCUGGGCAUGGGGUGCCUCGCGCUCGUCGGCUUCCUCGUCGUCGUCCGCGGCGUCUUCGUCGCGGGGUCCCACGUCGUCGAGGCCGAGGUCGCCUACGAGACGUCGCUGAGCGUGGCGACGUGGAACGUCGCCGCGAUCAACAACAACCCGUUCGAGUACUGGAUCACGCACCACGACCCCGCGUACAAUUCGCUGAUGGAGGACGUGCAGCGCUUCGUCGACGAGCCCGGCGACCGCGACGUGCCCGUGUCCGACGUCUUCACGGAGUCCAUGUUCGGCGAGCUCAAGGCGUCCAUGGAGGCCGCGGGCUGGGCGGGCCUCGACGUAUGGCGCGACGACUUCCGGCACCGGAAGAUCAUCUCGGGCUUCGUCAAGGACGGCACGCUCGGCAAGAAGCGCCUCGCGUCCAUGCCCGACCGCGUGACGAACACGAUCAAGACCUUCGACGGCGCCGCGCCGUCCGUCGCGUACCGCCCGACGGUCAUCAACUGCUACGGCGGCGGCGACUUGGGCGACGCGCAGACCUGGUGGGCGCGCUGGCGGGCCUUCGUCUUCGACGCGGACAUCGCCAAGGCGCCGGGCGGCGACCGCGUCAAGGUCUACACGCUGUUCAACCCCAUCAAGCGGUCCAAGUACCCGGCGCUCACGGAGGAGGAGGAGCGCGUGUCGAUCCCGCUGCAGACGCUCGCGGGCGCGAUCUUCGACGGCGUGCUCGUGCACAUGAUGAACGUGCUGAGCCCGACGUGGCAGGCGCUGCGCGCCGACAUGUGCGACAAGCUCAACCGCCGCAAGGACGAGCGCACGCUCGACAUCCUCGCGACGACCUAUAAACGGACGGACGUCCUCUUCCUCCAGGAGGCCGCGAGCUCCUUCGUCGCCGCGGCGAACGCCAACGACCUCGGCAGGAACUACCACGUCGUCGCGCCGUCGUCCAUGGACGGGUCCCGGGACCAGAACUCGCUCGUGCUGCUGAAGAAGAGCCGCUUCCCGGACCGGAACCGCGUCGCCGAGUUCUCGGACGCGAUCGUCCAGCGGCUGCCCAAGGGCACGGCGGCGCCGGGCGACCUCGUGGCCCUGAGCGCCGUCGACGCCAACGACAAGGCCUACGUCUUCGCGUCCUUCCACGGCGACACGAACGGCAUCCAGACCAUGCCCGUGACGGACGCGGUCCACGCGCACGUCCGCGGCGCCGGCGACUCGGAGCUCCGGGCGCACGCGCUCGUCUUCGGCCUCGACGCGAACACCUACAAGGUCGAGCGCGACGGCUACCAGGGCGUCCUGCCCUACCAGGCCGACAUCGUCGCCAAGGGCAUGGCGUCGCAGCGCGGCGAUACGGCGGCCAUCGACCCGGCGGGCUACACGACGUUCAACGCGCGGACCUACCUCCAGCCCCAGCUCAACAAGGCCGUGUCCUUCGCGGAGCGCUACACGAACCUGAACGUGGACCACAACCCCAAGGACUUCAUCCUCUUCUACCGGGACCAGCUCGCGCUCGCGUCCACGGCCAAGGACAACACGGGCAAGCGGCGCUACGACGAGGACAUCAUGUUCCCGACGCUCGACUUCCCCUCGGACCACGGCAUCUCGUCGGCGGUCCUCACGGUCCUAUAG
Aureococcus anophagefferens is the source of this 2448-nucleotide messenger RNA. RefSeq lists its product as hypothetical. Bases 1 to 2448 code for a protein of 815 amino acids. The record is from RefSeq and is a predicted model, not a curated record. Lineage: Eukaryota; Pelagophyceae; Pelagomonadales; Pelagomonadaceae. The transcript has 3 exons.